This is a messenger RNA of Dermochelys coriacea (leatherback sea turtle), 4432 nucleotides long. RefSeq names its product aconitate decarboxylase 1 (gene ACOD1). The record is from RefSeq and is a predicted model, not a curated record. The transcript has 5 exons. Gene Ontology annotation, molecular function: lyase activity. Lineage: Eukaryota; Metazoa; Chordata; Testudines; Dermochelyidae. The coding region runs from base 89 to 1510 and encodes 473 amino acids.
UUAUAUAGAGAGAACGCUUCCUACUAGCUUACCCAUUGCCGUUCCUUUCAUAUCUUCACUCCAGGGACUAGUUGUCAUCCAUUGCAACAUGUGGGCAAAGACCGUCACUGAAAAUUUUGCUAAUGUUAUCCAUGGUUUGAAUGUGAGCCAUCUGACAGAUCUAGUCAUUCAGAGAAGCAAACGGAUGAUCCUGGAUACUCUGGGAGUAGGGUUGCUGGGUACCAACACGGAUGUCUUCCACAAAGUUACACAAUACAGUAAAAUCUACCAUUCAGAUGCAUCCAGCACGGUUUGGGGUCACUCGGAUUUCAGACUUCCUCCUCUGUAUGCAGCUUUUGUGAACGGAGUAGCUGUUCACUCAAUGGAUUUUGAUGAUACAUGGCAUCCAGCCACACACCCAUCUGGGGCUGUGCUUCCUGCUCUGUUUGCUCUAUCAGAAAUCCUGCCUCAAAAGCAAAAAUUCUCUGGCCUUGACAUGCUCUUAGCUUUCAACGUAGGGAUUGAAGUACAAGGCAGAUUGAUGCGCUUUUCCAGCGAAGCCAGCAAUGUUCCAAAAAGGUUUCAUCCACCAGCUGUGGUUGGUACCAUGGGGAGUGCAGCAGCUACUGCUAAAUUGUUAGCACUUGAUCAGUUUAAAUGUAAAGCAGCUUUGGCUGUUGCUGCUUCUUUUGCAGGUGCCCCAAUGGCUAAUGCAGCAACACAAACCAAACCCCUCCACAUUGGCAAUGCAGCUAGGCAUGGCCUGGAAGCAGCUUGCUUAGCGUCACUGGGUCUUCAAGGAAACAAACAGAUCUUGGACAUGGAGUCAGGGUUGGGUGCCUUUUAUACAGACUAUACCCCCCGGUUUCUGCCAACUUUACAAUCUUAUUCCUGGCUCUUGGAUCAACAAGACGUGGCCAUCAAGCGCUUUCCUGCUCAUCUUGGAACACACUGGGUGGCAGAUGCAGCCUCUUCACUGAGGAAGCACCUUGUGGAGAGUGAUGACUCAGUCUCCAUUAGUAGAAUUAAGAAAAUUGUUGUCAAAGUCCCAGAUGUUAGAUACGUGAACAGACCUUUCCCCAACUCUGAACACGAAGCCCGGCAUUCUUUCCAGUUUGCUGCAUGCACUGCUCUGCUGGAUGGCAGCAUCUCUGUUCAGUCAUUCAGCGAUCAGAACAUUUCUAGGCCAGAGUUAAAGGAGCUGCUCAGCAAAACCAAGCUAGAGCAUCCUGCCGAUAACAAGCCUAGCUUUGAGAACCUUUAUUGUGAGGUGAAUGUCACUCUUCAGGAUGGCAAGGUGUUUAGUGAACACUGCGAUACAUUCUAUGGACAUUGGAGGAAACCUUUGAGUACAGAUGAUCUGAAGAAAAAGUUUCACUCCAAUGCUUCCAGUGUGCUCUCAGUGGUAGCUACAGAAGGCAUUAUAGAGACUGUGGAGAAUUUAGAAAAAGUAGAAGACUGUUCUGUGUUAAGUGCAUUUCUGAAAGGGACACAGUCAACCAAAGUACUUUCAAAAAGGUGCUUACCUUGAAAAAUAAUUGACAUUUAUUGACUGACAUCCUCAUAGCUACUCCUUUGCGCUUAAAAUGAAUCAGGAAUCGAAAACUCCUAUCAUAUUGCACUCCUGUAACAUGAGCAGCAUUUUAAGUCCAGUAUUGUGGCUCUAGUUACAAAGAUUGUGUUCUGCUGUAGCUGUGCCAUGCCACUAUCUGGAAGGAAGAUCCUGUGCUGGCAGUGUCCCCCUUGAUUAUCCUUAUACCAUUACUAGAAGAGUAUUGUCUGCAGGCCCCACAAAGUACUACUGCUGCUGUGGGAUUCCUGCUACCAAGUUAUCUGCUAUGCUGGUGCUAGAAACAAAAGCCUCUUCCUAAAUAUCCUGCUUAUAUUAGAGGAUUGGGUAAUGCAGACCUGAAUUUUGGAGGGAUAGGGCAGUCACUGCUUCUGGGAGGGAAGCAGUUGAAAGGUCAGGUAGAGAAUAAGCAAUUUAUAGCUAAUAUAUGUAAAAAUUCUAUCUAUGCUAAAAGAAAAACCCAAGGCACCAAAGUUGUAGUGCCUGGUAUUCUCCAAGAAACAUCCCAACUUCCCCAUCAAACUUGGUCUUGUAUAAGCUAGGUUGACAACCACACCAAUGGUAAACAAUAAGAUCAUUUUUGUUUCCAUAGUUGGCUGCUCUAAAAACAUAAGGACUCACUCUUGACAAUCUGUUUCCUAUCAUAGCCGAAAAUUACACUUGUUACAGUUGUGUAGCACUGGCUCUUUGUAACUCUGAGGUUGCCUUCACUAUACCUUCCCUUACAUCAGUCAAGUCACAUUCCUCCAGCCACAAUGUAGCUGACCAGAUGUGUUAAGGAAUGUAGCCUUAGGAUGCUUCCUUUGUCAUUCAUUGUCAGUACAUAGGACUUGCAUCGUUGACAGGGACUGUCUAACCUGUCAUUCCAGGAAAGUUUUAGAGGGGGUUUUCACUUUUAAAAGAACACAAUCAAGAUUUAAAUAAUAUUUUUAAAUUAACAUAACACUGCUGCUAACACAUCCUUGCACAUUUUACACUGAAGUCUAUCAAAUCAGAUUUGUCUUUCUCCAGUAUAGAAAUGUAUAUUAAGUCAGUAAUUGUGACAUUACAGGCAGAUUGAUAAUAUCUUGGUUCAUGUGCUUAACGGAGCUUGUGCUUUACUGUGGAAGCCAUGGCACCAUUUGUUUUCUGCUUUAAGGGACUAAUGUUCCUAUUUGAGGAUCUAAAAAUAGGCAUUUAGAGCCAUAUUUAGGAACCUGUAAUAGCAUUUAGGUCUAGAUUGCUUAUUUAGGUGUCUAUGUUUUAAAAUCAGGCUAGUUUAGAAGGAACAUUUGAUAUGCUGUUCACAUUACUGUUACAUCUUCAGAAGUUGUGGAUGUUAAUUGUCUGUAGUGAUACAACUUUUAAAAAGCUGUAGCUAUUGGUAUAAUUUUACUAAAUAUAAUAAGACUUUGUGAUGUUUCAAUUUUGUACAUGAGCUGUUUCUUCACAGGGGCAGAUCUCUUCCACCUCUCAGCCACUUUCAUAUCCAGGCUGCAUGGAUCACUCACAAGGUUAUGCCUUUUGGGAUUAAUAAAAGCCUGUGUUUAUUAUUUUGUUAUGGUAGACUGAGGCCUUUCAGCAUAACUACCACCACAUUGGAAUCCAAUCACUUAUACUGAAAGAAUGAUCAGCUUCUGUAUCUACAGUCAGCUCAGCUAGAUGAGUGACUGCUGCAGGGCAGCAUACAAAUGGCUGUUAGAGUGCCCAUCACUAGUUACAUAAGCCUGGAUCCAUACAGGGACUUAGGCAUUGCAACCGUGAGUGUUGUGGCACCUUUUAGGCACAAAGAAAAAUCACAGGAACACCACUGUGAUCUACAAAGCCUAAGGUGGGCACCUAGGCUCCCUAUACGAGUCGAGGGAGAGAAGAACCUUAGAAUGCAAGCCUUAAAAGCCAGCACACUAGGCUAAGCUAGGCAAGAUGGCAACCAGAGGUCUGACCUAAGCCCCUCCUCUCUCUGAGAGAAGCCUCUGUCUCCGCUUAGUAACCCACACACAGGAACAUGUCUCCUGGAACAGGGUGGCUUCGGUGCCUAAGCAGUUUCUUGAUGGAAUGCGAGAGGUGCCGGCUUUGCUGGAGGAGGCAGCAGAAGCAUCUCCCACCUUAUAACUCGGUGGUUAGAGUGCUUACCUGGUUCAAUUGCCCUCUCUCUGCCAUGGCAAGAAAGGAUUUGAACACAAGUAUCCUACUUUCCAAUAGAGUGCUCUAAGCAUCUGAGGUGUAGGAUAUUCUGCUGGGGGGCUAUUGUUACAGCUUCAGGGUAACUGCACCUGUGUGACCCCUCUGUCUCUGGAAGGCACCCACAUAAGAUUUCUAGCUCCCAUCUCUCUUUCUAGCCUGGUCAUGGUUUUAAAGCUACACAGCUCCCUAUCUCACACCAUGAUGUCCCCAGCAAGUCACGCUGCUUAAAGGCCAGUGUGUGUGUUGCUUUCUCUCUGAGGGCUAGGAAUAGGCUACAAGUGACCACACUGCUCCUUCUAAGCAAGGACCUUUGUUCUCAAGGGAAAAGCAUUACAGAGAAAAUUAUUAAACAAAAGAAGUUUCUAUACACAUGCUAAAAGCUUACUAGAGGUUACCAAUCUGUUUUAUGGGUGCUUGGAAGGCCAAAAGCCUUCCAACCCUUCUGAAAAAGGUUGGGGCCUUUAGACAGAAGGUCCUAUCCAUUUGCUGGAUCAGAAAAAGGGUUCUGAGUCUGCCUAAGCAUGGCCUUUUUAAGGAAAAAGCCCUUUCUUAGAUUUCCUAGACUCUGGGAGCCCAGCUUGAACAGGUAUCUGUGAACUUCUACCAGAGGUACUACCUUCUGGAGUGUCUAUAAUGUGAGUGAUUCACCUUAAUCUCUCUCUCUCUCUCACACACACACACACACACACACACACACACACACACACACACACUGUGUGU